Exophiala bonariae is the source of this 1056-nucleotide messenger RNA. RefSeq lists its product as uncharacterized. The transcript is spliced from 2 exons. The record is from RefSeq and is a predicted model, not a curated record. Bases 1 to 1056 code for a protein of 351 amino acids. Lineage: Eukaryota; Fungi; Ascomycota; Eurotiomycetes; Chaetothyriales; Herpotrichiellaceae.
AUGGCUGCUACUGGCAAGAGGGUGCCAUUGUCUAUCGGCACUGGGUCGAAGACUCAUAAAAAGUAUCUCGGAGAACCGGACGACCUUCACUACGUCCCCGAUUCGCCAUGGAUCGAGCGCCAGUUUUUCUCAGACGAGGACGAGGCGGAGCUGAAAUAUUCGUGUACAUUGGUCCUCGCCCAUGUCCCACAUUCGGAUGAUAUGUCGGACGAUCCUCUCAAAUAUAUCGCAGCUCAAAUCCAGGAAGGCAAGGCCGCACAACAGGCUCUGAAGCAGUCGGAGCGGACAUCUGCACCGGCACAAAGAAUCGAUGCCUCCAAUACCGAGAGUGUCACGCAACAUUUCCUUCAUCUAAAUCCAGAUACCGCUACUCCCUCCCUGUCCUCACACAGGGACACAGUCUCAACCCAAGACUAUUCAACCCCUCUUACAAGCGCUGGAUAUACGCCAGCAGACUCUGCACGCCGAUUCUCAGACGCCGCCCGCAAGUCCUAUAAUAGUUCUCAGAAACCUGGAAACGUCCACCGCAACGACCCUCAGUUACGGAGCAAGAGCAGGAAAACUUCCAACUCGGGCCUACACAGAUCAUUUGACACCACGAAUCCAUCUUUAGAGACAGAGGCCAUCAAGCGAACUCUUCGUCUGGUCACCGACGGCUAUUCAAGACCUCAAAGUGGUAGCAGUCUGAGAUCCAUGGACAACGUCAAUUCACUUCGGUUCUCAGCGCCAGAUCUGAACAAAUCCCUUCCUCCACCGCCGGCAGAUCCGAUUGAUAAUUCGGAAGAUCCAAAACAACUUCACAUAAGCCGACUGAUGAAGACCAUUCGCAAGAAAAAGAGUACAACUGCUCUCGACAAGGGCAGAAGUCUUUCAACAUCUAACGCUCCACCACCUUUACCGGUGACGACGAAAGCCCGCCAAGUACAACCAUCCAAGGCGGAAGCGCCAAGGACUCCAUAUCCCCCAGCUCGCGACGAAGAACAGACCAAGAAACGAUUCCACUUGCGGUUAUUCACGAGAAGGAAUCAUCGACCUGUCGAUGUCCUUGUUACAUAG